CUUUGCAUGUGUUGGUGUUGUUGACCAUCCAAUCCAUUUCCAUUAUCGUUUCUUUCCCGCGAACUGUCCAUAUUAUACGUUAAUUGUCUUCGUGUUUCUAAAUUCUAAUGUGAAAAUCGUUUCUUGUGUAUACCAAAAAUGUCAAAGCCAGAACAACCUUCAGAUACAACUGUUGACACCGGCGAGAAUUCGAAUGCCUCAUCUUCGGACACAUUAUCUUCUCGAGGGAAAGGUGAAGACUUCGAGACCAAAUUGGAGAAUGACCGAAGUAAGCGAUUCGACUACUUACUUAAGCAAACAGAGAUUUUUUCGCACUUUAUGAUAUCGCAACCUUCCAAAACUGCGAACAAGCCUAAAAGUGGACGACCGAAAAAAUUGAAGGAGAAGGCUGAUGCUGGUGAACAGUUGGAGCCAGGCGAUCAUCGCCAUCGUAAAACUGAACGAGAGGACGAGGAGCUGCUCGCCGAAUCGAAUGCCAAGACCAAACCGACGGUGCGCUUCGAAUCGAAUCCUCACUACAUCAAAAAUGGGGAAAUGCGAGAUUAUCAAGUGCGUGGACUCAAUUGGAUGAUCUCCUUGUACGAGAACGGUAUUAAUGGUAUUCUAGCAGACGAGAUGGGUUUGGGUAAAACCCUUCAGACUAUUUCGCUCUUGGGUUUCAUGAAACAUUAUAAAAGUGUGCCUGGACCUCAUAUCGUCGUUGUGCCCAAGUCUACUUUGGCUAAUUGGAUGAACGAAUUUAAGAAGUGGUGUCCGAGUAUUAGAGCUGUGUGUUUAAUUGGUGACCAAGAGGCCAGGAGCGUAUUUAUAAGAGAUGUAAUGAUGCCAGGAGAAUGGGAUGUAUGCAUAACAUCAUACGAAAUGAUAAUAAGAGAAAAAUCCGUAUUUAAAAAAUUCAAUUGGAGAUAUAUGGUUGUCGACGAAGCGCACAGAAUCAAAAACGAAAAAUCGAAACUUUCCGAAAUUCUCCGCGAAUUUAAGACCACAAACCGCCUACUACUCACUGGAACGCCGUUGCAAAAUAAUCUCCACGAGCUUUGGUCACUUUUAAAUUUCUUACUUCCCGACGUAUUUAAUUCGGCGGACGACUUCGACGCAUGGUUUAACACAAACCUGUGCCUGGGUGAUAACGCUUUGGUGGAACGGCUACACGCCGUACUCAAACCUUUCCUGUUGAGAAGAUUAAAGUCCGAAGUGGAGAAGCGACUUAAGCCGAAGAAAGAAGUGAAAGUCUACGUUGGGCUUAGUAAAAUGCAGCGAGAAUGGUACACUAAGGUGCUUAUGAAAGAUAUCGAUAUCGUGAAUGGCGCGGGAAAAAUCGAAAAGAUGAGGCUGCAAAACAUUCUUAUGCAGCUUCGCAAAUGUACCAAUCAUCCUUAUCUUUUUGACGGCGCGGAACCCGGUCCGCCGUACACGACCGACGAACAUCUGGUGUAUAACUGUGGAAAAUUGGUUAUACUUGAUAAACUACUGCCAAAGUUAAGGGAGCAAGGUUCUCGUGUCCUUAUAUUCUCGCAGAUGACUAGGAUGUUAGAUAUAUUAGAAGAUUAUUGUCUAUGGCGGCAAUAUAAUUACUGUCGAUUGGAUGGGCAAACGAAUCAUGAAGAUCGACAACGCCAAAUCAAUGAAUUCAACGAAGACAAUAGUGCGAAAUUCGUUUUCAUGUUGUCAACUAGGGCGGGCGGUCUCGGUAUAAAUUUGGCAACGGCGGACGUUGUAAUCAUUUACGAUUCCGACUGGAAUCCACAGAUGGAUCUUCAAGCUAUGGAUCGCGCGCACAGAAUUGGCCAAACCAAGCAAGUUCGCGUGUUUAGAUUUAUAACUGAAAACACUGUCGAGGAGAAGAUAGUCGAACGCGCCGAAGUUAAGUUAAGAUUAGAUAAAUUAGUUAUACAGCAGGGACGAUUAGCUGAUAAUAAAUCGACCACUUUAAAUAAAGACGAAAUGUUGAAUAUGAUCCGACAUGGUGCAAAUCACGUUUUUGCCUCCAAAGAUUCCGAAAUUACCGACGAAGAUAUUGAUACAAUAUUACAAAAAGGAGAAGCAAAGACUGCAGAGCUUAAUCAGAAAUUCGAAGCGUUAGGCGAAUCAUCUUUGCGUAAUUUUACAGUCGACACUCCCAGCGAAUCUGUGUAUAAAUUCGAGGGGGAGGAUUACCGAGAAAAACAGAAGACUACGGGUAUCGGUCAUUGGAUCGAACCUCCAAAACGUGAGCGUAAAGCCAAUUACGCGGUCGACGCAUAUUUCCGAGAAGCUCUCAGAGUGUCGGAACCAAAAGCACCAAAGGCUCCUAGACCUCCGAAGCAACCAAUUGUGCAGGACUUCCAGUUUUUCCCGCCGCGCCUAUUCGAACUUUUAGAUCAGGAAAUCUACUAUUUCCGAAAAACGUUAGGUUAUAAAGUUCCGAAAAACUCCGAGCUAGGUCCCGAGGCGAGCAAACAGCAAAAGGAAGAGCAAAGAAAAAUCGACGACUCCGAGCCUCUCACGGAAGACGAGCAGCAAGAGAAGGAGAAUCUGCUAACGCAGGGCUUUACUAAUUGGACGAAACGGGAUUUUAACCAAUUUAUUAAGGCCAACGAAAAAUAUGGGCGCGACGAUAUCGAGAAUAUCGCGAAGGAAGUGGAAGGGAAGACGCCCGAAGAGGUGAUGGAGUAUUCGGCGGUGUUUUGGGAGCGUUGUCACGAAUUGACGGACAUUGAUCGGAUUAUGGCGCAGAUUGAACGCGGCGAGGCGAAGAUACAGCGUCGCGCGAGCAUCAAGAGGGCGCUGGACGCAAAAAUGGCGCGAUACAGAGCGCCAUUUCAUCAACUGCGAAUCGCCUACGGCACUAACAAAGGGAAAAACUACAUGGAAGAGGAGGAUCGAUUUCUCGUUUGCAUGCUGCAUAAACUUGGUUUCGAUAGGGAAAACGUGUACGAAGAGUUACGAGCGGCAAUUCGGGCGUCACCGCAAUUUCGAUUCGAUUGGUUCUUGAAAUCUCGCACCGCCAUGGAGUUGCAAAGAAGGUGUAAUACUCUCAUCACUUUAAUUGAGAGAGAAAAUCAAGAAUUGGAAGAGAAGGAGAAGGCGGAACGUAAGAAAAAGUUACCCAAAGCUGUUACCAUGCCAGGUUUGCCUACACAACCUCUCAACAAGACUGGACAAAAACGCAAAAACGACAAUAGCAUUGGAAAUGUAGAAAAAAAAAAAAAGAAAAAAUGAGG
Molecule: messenger RNA, 3203 nt
Organism: Photinus pyralis (common eastern firefly)
Lineage: Eukaryota; Metazoa; Arthropoda; Insecta; Coleoptera; Lampyridae
Product: chromatin-remodeling complex ATPase chain Iswi-like
Biological process (GO): regulation of transcription by RNA polymerase II; nucleosome organization
Cellular component (GO): chromatin; nucleus
Molecular function (GO): nucleosome binding; DNA binding; ATP hydrolysis activity
Source: RefSeq, a predicted model, not a curated record